This is a messenger RNA of Diaporthe amygdali, 279 nucleotides long. RefSeq lists its product as uncharacterized. Bases 1 to 279 code for a protein of 92 amino acids. The transcript is spliced from 2 exons. NCBI's taxonomy places the organism in Eukaryota, Fungi, Ascomycota, Sordariomycetes, Diaporthales, Diaporthaceae. The record is from RefSeq and is a predicted model, not a curated record.
AUGGGUAUUCAACCUGGCGCCUCACAUAGCGUUAUAACCUCAACCGAGUCGGACGACUGCUAUAUGCCGUGCGACGAACAAGGGGUUUGGAUCGGACCUCGCAGCGAUAAUGUCGAGGAUGCUGGUGCAGCGCUGAAGCGGUUUGAAGAUGAGCUGGCCGAAUUUGAGAGAUUAGGUGAAGCGAGAUGGGCGGCCACUGAUAACAGUGCACAUGUCAAGGUUAGUCUAAUCCUUCAGUCGUGGUACCACAGGGCUGCAGAAGCUGAUCAAAUAUUGUAA